Messenger RNA from Ictalurus punctatus (channel catfish), 6962 nucleotides. RefSeq names its product muscleblind-like splicing regulator 1 (gene mbnl1). Lineage: Eukaryota; Metazoa; Chordata; Actinopteri; Siluriformes; Ictaluridae. Gene Ontology annotation, molecular function: metal ion binding. The transcript is spliced from 12 exons. Bases 1068 to 2315 code for a protein of 415 amino acids. The record is from RefSeq and is a predicted model, not a curated record.
UCUGCGCAGUACUGUUGUGCCGUUAGACUGCUGUUGCUGCUCUCCUGCACUCUCUCUCUCGUGCGCACGCUCUUUCUCUCUCUCUUCCUCCCUCGCUUGCUUUUACUCUCUUGCACUACUGAGGUGUUUGGCUCUCACACGCACACAGAGGGGUACGCACAGGGGCUCGCUCACAUUAACCAGUAAACACAUCUACAUGCAGUGGAGCAGCGAGGAGCCAGAUACAUGUUAGGUUAGGAAACACACUCUCUCGCUCUCUCUCUCUCUCUCGCUCACUCGCUCUCACUCUCGCACACUCUCUCUCUCUCUCUCUCUCUCUCUCUCUCUCUCCCCCCCCUCCCUCCCUCUCUCUCUCUUUUUCUGAGAACGGUCCAGCUGGUGCCUGGGGCUCUGCUGUCGCGGCCUGCUGCCUGCAUCUGAUCACGAUCUCUCUCUCACAUACACACACACACACACACACACACACACACACACACAAACUCGCGCACAGAGCUGGCUCACAGGGAAGCACAAUGUGAGAGGUGGGUACUGAAGGUAGUGCCCUCUCUUGCUGCAGCUUGGACCCGCUUGUAGUGCCAGUCCCUGCUUUUUCGCAAGCUUGCUAUCCAAAUCAGGCCUGGACCUUCAGCCGGUGACCUCUGACCCCUGAUCCUGCAAACCCCUGCCACCUCUGCAGACCCCAGACCUGCCACGUGCACCACCUUCCACACAGCCGCAGUACCCCAGGAGCUGCCAAGUGCCAGUGGGAUCGCUUGAAGUUGGAACGUUUUCACAAUCGGAGCUUUGUUUUAUGUGCGUGUGCGUACGCAUGUGUGAAAAGAGAAAAAACAGCCAGAAGUAAAAAAAAAAAAAAAAAGUCUUUUCUUUUCUGCUGCCUGGGAAUUCUCUACCAUUCUGUGUGUCACGCCCUUGACCCCCACACACUCCUUCGUGGAAUAGGCUUCAUGUUGAUUGUUUGAAAAAGAGAAGCAAAGAGAGACUUCCCAUUAAAGGACAACCAGCAGAUCCUCCUGACCUUGAACACACACACACACACACACACACACACACACGAGUUUGUGUGAGCCAUGGCAAUGAACAUGGCACACAUUCGUGACCCAAAAUGGCUGACACUGGAGGUGUGUCGUGAGUUCCAGAGGGGCACGUGCUCACGCUCAGAUGCUGAGUGCAAAUUCGCCCAUCCAGCCAAGAGCUGCCAGGUGGAGAACGGCCGAGUAAUCGCCUGCUUCGACUCGCUCAAGGGGCGCUGUUCCAGAGAGAACUGUAAGUACCUGCACCCGCCUCCCCACCUGAAGACGCAGUUGGAGAUAAAUGGCCGCAAUAACCUGAUUCAGCAGAAGAACAUGGCCAUGCUCGCCCAGCAGAUGCAGAUCGCCAGUGCCAUCAUGCCUGGCAGCCAGCUUCAGCCAAUGUCUUUUUUCUCUGUCACGCCGAACUUAGCCACCAAUGCCAGUGCAGCAGCUGCAGCAGCGGCGGCUACGUUUAACCCGUACCUGAGUCCCGUAUCGCCAGCACUAAUGCCCACUGCUGCUGACAUCCUGCCCAGCGCGCCAGUCCUGAUCGGUGGAAAUCCCGCUGCUGUGGCACCUGUAACCUCCACAGCCAACACAGCUGCCCAGAAACUACUGCGCACUGACCGCCUGGAGGUGUGUCGCGAGUACCAGCGUGGUAAUUGCUCUCGCGGCGAGACAGACUGCAGAUUUGCUCACCCGGCUGACAGCACCAUGAUAGACUCCAGCGAGAACACCGUCACUGUGUGUAUGGACUACAUCAAGGGCCGCUGCUCACGGGACAAAUGCAAAUAUUUCCAUCCUCCUGCACACCUGCAGGCCAAGAUUAAAGCAGCACAGCACCAGGUGAACCAGGCCACAGCCACCGCGGCCAUGACGGCUGUCAAAUCACUGAAGCGACCCCUCGAGGCCACCUUUGACCUGCAGGGCCUUCCUCAUAGCCUAAUUCCUCCUUUGCCAAAGAGACCAGCCCUUGAGAAAACCAACGGUGCCACCACCAUGUUCAAUGCCGGCAUGCUGCAGUACCAACAGGCGCUGGCCAACAUGCAGUUUCAGCAGCAGUUUAUUCCUUCAGGCUCAAUAUUGUGCAUGACUCCUGCAACAAGUAUGGUACCCAUGAUGCACGGCGCUUCACCGGCCGCUGUGUCCGCAGCAACCACGUCCGCCACUACUGUUCCCUUCGCAUCCGCAUCAGCCAAUCAGGACUCUUCUCUAUCAAAGCUGACUACCAACGAAUACAUGCAAUUGAUUCCAAUAAUAUCUGCAGAACAUCUGACUAGCCACAAGUAUUUGACUCAAAUGUAGCCAGAGGCCAAACCAAUCAAACGAAUCUGCCCAUGUUACCAAGGACAGACACAAACAGUUUAAUUGCGACAAAUAUCCAUAUUUCAUUCACAUCAUUAGAGCCCUUGGGGUAUCUUUAGUUCAGUGAUAUAAUAUUUAAAGGACUAGUCCAUGACAUACCAAUAUGCAGAAACAUGCAGUGCCCUUAGAAGUGAUGUGCAGGAACGGAAAGAAAUUGAUGUACAUAAGAUGGGUUCAUACAUUUAGAAACACUUUGCUAGAAAUAGUCUGUUAGUACCAAGUCUAGUUAGUACCAACAGACGUGAUAACAAUAGACCAAAAUUAUUAUUAUUAUUUUUUUUAAAUGACCUCCAUUAGGUAUUUAAUUGAUGUUAUUUGUCAGUAACACUUUACCGAGGGUUAGAAUUGUAGAGCUGGUGUUUAAGCUGAAGAGUAGAUACUGAACACCAUGGCACUGAAAUUUCGUCCCAAACGAUCAUACUAUAACAGCUAUAGUAAUCAAUUGUCAGGUCAUUUUUUUCCUUUAUAGUGAGUAAAGUGGUAAGACCACUCUAAAUUUUGUGCUCGGGUGUGAUGGGAACAUCCAAAGUGAAAAACAGGUGUUUAUUCAGACAGAACAGAGAGAGAGAGAGAGAGAGAGAGAGAGAGAAGUGGGUCUGUGUUGCAUGCCUGUUAAACCAGGUACAGUUCACCUUCCAGUCUUAAUGAGCGUACAUUCAUUAGCCAUGUUAUUUUGGAAAAGCCUACAUCUGUGAAUUGUAACACAUCAUGCCAUGUCCAGUGCUUAAAUGCCAAUGCUUGUUCAUUUAUAUGCAACUAUAAAAAAUUAGCAUUGGUUUUAACAGUCAAACAUUCAGUUUUAGAUGAACUGAGAUGCGUUAACUGUAACAUCAGGUGAAGCGUUACUGAUUUGACAAGGGUGGUUUACAAAAAAAAAAAAUGUGAAAAUGCACCUUAAAUUUAAAGAUAAUUACAAUUCUUCAUGGCACAAUACAUCCAGUGAAAUGCAAGUGGGUUUUUUUUGUUUCUGCUGCAUUAAAAGUGCAGAUUUGCAGAGGAAGGAUCAGGAUUAAAGAAGACUAAUGAAUGUUUUUAUGUAAAACCAGAAUAAUCCUUCUGACCUUUUAAAGCACAUCUUAGCUUUAAAUCAAGCUUCAAAAUAUAUAUAUACAGUAGGCUAUAAAUGGAAAGUGUUAUAUCGACAGUGUUAUUCUGUUUACCAGAGAUUGUUUUUAUACAUAAUUUCAUGUCUACUUUUUUUUUUUCUAAUGAAUUUUUAUCGUUAUUCGUUUGUAAUGCUCUCGAUGGCUUUUCCAUUUAGCCUUAGAUAGGCCUUUUUUCGACUUGCAUGAAAACAGGGUUGCCUUUCCUUCCUGUUGCCAUAUAUAGAGAUUUUUAUUGCCUUGAAUGAUGGAGUGGCUUUUUGUUCAUGAAACGGAGAAUGGGUAUCGGUGAUCACCGCAUGUCUUUACAUUGUCAAAGUAACUCAGACUCUUAGAGCAUGACGUGAAGAGAUUGUUCCCAGUCACGGAGCAGAGCGUAAACGAGGGCGCUGCUUGAACCUGAUGGUCAGCUUCGUUUUGAUUUGUUUUGUAUAUGGGAAGACCAGAUAUGUAUUUGUUUCAGGUUUUCUUUUGUAUGGGUUUGGUGCCAUUUGAGGUGUAUGUUUAUGAUUCCUGAUCUCAAACAGCUUUUAGCCUAUGUACAGCAACAACAACAACAAAAAAAAAAAAAUAGAAAAGAGAGAGAGAGAUGAUAAUGUUGAACAUUCUGUUAAGUCGUGCCAAAGUGAUUUUUCUCAUAGUUUUCAUGGGUUUAAUGGUCUAUACUAGUAGUGAGUGGUGAAUGGUCAUGGUAUGAUCAAGGCCAAACCUAGUUAAGAGAAAGAUAAAUGAAGCUACUUCGUAUUUUCUGGUGUAAUUUCAGUGCGUAGUGAGACUGAAGUGAGACUGAAAUGUUCAGAAAUGUUCUGACUCCCAGUUGGUGUUAGAUCUAGAUCAGUGGAGCCUAUAUGUCUUAAGUCUAUUUUUGGUGUACAGAGAGAUAUAUCAUUCAGGGUUGGGGUCAAUUCAAUUUACAAGGUUAAUGAAAUGAUUUAUGAAAGACUAUUUAAAAUAUGUUAGUAAAUGUUGUAAAGUUUAAUUCAGCUCAUUGGCUGUGGCAAUGGAACGAACCGAAAUGGGAUUGAGCCCAACUCUGGUGCUGUUGCUGUUUCUUCACUGAGGCCUUAGAUUUCAGUUAGUGUUUUUCAGUCUUCAGUCAUUUUUAUUGUUUAUGCAUAUUUUAUAUUUUUAUUAAUCAUUUUAACACAUACUGCUCAGUUGUUUACUUCACCAGCUUAGAUAAAAUCAUAUUGCUACAUGCUGCAUGUUUACUUUGUGGAAUUUACUUAUUUUGUAUUUGGUAAUAUUUGGUUUUAGACUUGUAUUCUUGCUUUCUGGACUUGUAAAUGCGUUACGUCUCCCAUGUCGCCCCCCCCCCCCCCCCCCCCCCCCCCCCCCCGUCUCCAUCUCCAUCAUUCUUAUUUAGUUUUUGUUGUACAUUUUACUCUUUUUUUUUUUGAUUAAUGGUCGAAUGUUUUGAUGUUUUUUUUUUUUUUUAUAUUGAUCGUCUUUUGUUUUGAUAUUGCUUUUGAAAAAUAGUUAAGUUGAAAUGAACCAGUAUGACAUUUCUUAAUUUAACCAGUUUAAUUUGUGCAUAACAAAUCGAGAACUCUUUUUAGUUUACUUAUGGAGCAUAUAUGGAGAGUAAAAAAAAAUUUUUCUAUUGUAUCCAUGUUAAAACAUAAAAUUGUAUUUUGAUAUUUAAAAAAAAAAAAAAAACAUCCCUGAAUGUCAGGCCAAAAAUAUAUAUAUACAUAUACAUAUAUAUAUAAUAUUGAAUAUUUAGAUGACGAAGCUGAUGGUGAUGAUAAGAGAAUACGUUGUAGGGACUUUGGCUGCAAGUGAGAGAGCCAUGACCCGAGGGACAAAGGUCGAAUUUUGCACUUGUGUAUAUAGUCAAUAUAAAACAAGGAAAAGAAAACAUGUAUAAUAUGGAGAUCUUAUUUUGAAUAAUAAAAGAUUCUAUGAGACAAUUUGUUAGGAUAAUUUAAGGAAUAUAAAGUAAUAGACCAGCUAACUGAAUUUGCUUGCAGAAGUGGCUCAGCUCCUUUUAUUAUUACUUCAGAUCAUUGCUUAAAAUAAUGAAAAAGCUAAGCAUCGCUCCGCCUUAAUCAUGUGCGCUGCCUGUCAUUCAAACCUCAGUGCUGACAUUUUGGCAAGUUUUUUCUUCACUUGUCUGGCAUGCAGUAAAAUCAGACACUGUUUUUCUGUGAAAAAUUUACCAAAGGAGAGUAUAAUGAGGUAAAACCAUUGGACUGUAAUCGAUUCCAAAAACUGAAGAUUUAUUUUUGAUUAUUGGCAUAUUUAUCAGACUGAUUGUCUUAAAUUAAUGGAAAGAAAUUACGCUUGCUGUGUCCCAAUUUGCUUACUAAAUAGUAUCUGCGAUUAGAAUUAGUGUGUCCCAAAUGGUAGUAUGUUGAAAUGAUGAUCCCAAAGGUUACUCAGAUGGUCUAUUAUUUCCGGUAGAUUUUUGAAGUGUGGAUCCGUGGACACUUUUUCAGGUAAUAUUGCCCAUAACUCGUUUGUUUAUUUACAGUGAAAGUGUGUGUAACUAGGUAACAUGACAUGUUAGUGGGUGUCCCAGUACCUGCACACUCUUUUGCUGCACACUCAAAAGUAUGUACUUUUUCUUCACAAAAAAGAGCGUAUACUUUUAGUGCAUAGUAUAAGUAGGCGAACUGAGGCGCAGCAACUUUGUUAAAUUUCUGAUAGAAAGACUCCAGAGUGUCUUACAACAUUUAUUGCCCGUCAAACAUGAGGACUGUUUCCAAAAUGUCACAUGUACCCUUAUUAGAAAAUCUCUAAGAGUUUUUACUUGGGCCUGAAUGUUGUUAGCUGCAUGUAGAGAUUUAACAUGAUCAAAUCCACCUUUUAGAUAAGUAGUUAUGUCACUAAGUUCUCACAAUACUGCAGUUCCCAUUAGAAAAUAUCAAUCGAGAAUAGUGACAAUUCCCAGCAUACGUUAAGUGACACACAUUUACUCAAAUCUAUUAGGAUAAAUGUGUUUAACACAGUAAACUAAUGAUUUCAAAUGAUCAGACAUGCUAGAGUAAGCCUUACAUGCCAUUUGACGCGCACACACACACACACACACACACACACACACACACACACACAGGGCGUGUGUGGAAUAAGGCAAAUGUGCCUUCAGCAGGAAAAGGUCACCCACCAAAACAAACAAAACACAAUGAAUGUAAAACUUCUGAUCUCCGUUUGAGGUUUUGACUCACUUACCGCUGCUGCACAAGUGCUAAUAAACCAAAGCAUCACUUUCCUCCGAACAGACAUAAGGCACAGCUCUGCUCUGCGUCUGCCACAGUGAAACCGCCGGGGUCCCUACCUGCUGAAAGCACCUGCUUUAAUGAACGCUUCACACUCACCAUGUAAUCUCACGCCCACUCUUUGCUUACAGUUGCUAAGAUCUUGUACUAUGUUUUAAAAAAAUGUUUUAUGCACAUUUAUUAUUGUUUUAUUUGACUUUAUUGCUGUUAUGAAUGAAAAAAAAAUAAAUAAAUAAAAACCAAAAUGGAUUUCAACUGAAAAA